This is a messenger RNA of Caenorhabditis auriculariae, 5679 nucleotides long. NCBI's taxonomy places the organism in Eukaryota, Metazoa, Nematoda, Chromadorea, Rhabditida, Rhabditidae. The record is from the annotation of a GenBank genome assembly.
AUGAAGGUUUUAUUCAAUUUACAGCGGCAUUUUUCGGCUUCUUCUUCAAUAUUAUCAAGGUAAAAAAAAACAUUUUCCAGAAUUCGGAAAAAAAGUGAGUCGAAUUUAAGAUUCGCUACUUUCACUUCCUGCUUUUUUUCGGCACCUUUCUCUUACUAACUUUGAUCUAACAGGUUUCGCUCGGCCUCAUCGCCUGUGAUAAAAGAAAUCGGCCACAUUCUUCCUGUCGUUCCAACAACGACUUUUGAACCUGGACAGGUAAUUCGAAAGAGUUCGUUUCGAAAAGAAGUUUCAAAAUCACCAGACGUUCAUCCACCGUACAUUUGCUUAUAAAGGAGUCGUCGUUUGUUCAUUUUCUUGCCGGUUACACGAAAAAAAGGCCGGAACCAAGUGAGAAUCGUAACAAAGGUUUAUGAUAGAACAGCCAAGAAAAAUCAAAUCAAAAGAUGGACUGGAAUAAAAAGCCGCGAGAGUCCAAGGCAUGUGCGCUCCAAGGAUAAUCUAAGAUUUUUCCAAGGAUAAUCUAAGAUUUCUGUGAUUUUUUAGUCCGCUCGAGUUCCCUCUCAAGCACAAGUAGUUUCAAGUCGGACGCGCGCCUUGAAGAAAUUUUUUGCAUCACUCUUUGAGUGAUUUGAGGGCAGUAUUCAGUAUUCAUGUAGAACUGAUUCGCACAAAAAAAUCCAGAAAAGACUCAAAAUCAACGAAUAUUUCCAAAAUGUCCAUGGUGCUUACUUUCAUCAAUUUUUUUCCUUUUUUCUGGCUUUUCCGUCAUAUACCUGCCACCGGUGUCUUGACUAAUGAUAUCACCUCUGGUUUCAAGUGAGAAAGAAGUCUCGACCAAGGACUUCUACCAAGUGCUGGUCCACCGACGCGACUGGGGCCACAUGGGUUUCCCUGUCGACAUGACUUCCUACCUGGUUGACGGCGUCAACACGCGCGGAGAAAAGCUAUUAACUUUCAUAAAGUGCGAGUCUGAGUGAUUAUUUCCGCUCAUUCCACGUCUUUUCAGUGGAAUGGACUGCGUUGGCCACGACGACAUCAUACCGUAUUUUCCCAUUUCCAACGCCUAUUUUGAUCACGACCUCUUUGAACGGAUAUUUGACGUCAGAGAUGAAAGUGGUUCGUUUUCCGGAGGGCAAAGAUGAAGUUGGGCAAGAAAAAAAGUCUCGGUCUAGUAAUAAAACAAAAGAAACCAUGGAUACUAGCUAUGUAGAAAAAACUUCUUCUUGAAAUAUGGAAGCUGUAGAAAUAUUAUCGUUCCUCUGAUUUCUCUCUUUGCAAAACCGAUGUCAGAAUAAGAAACUUCUCUGACUUCUCUGCGCCCUCUUUUCUCUAAACAGGAAGAAUAGAAACAUGGAAAUAUCACGUAAACAUGAGAAAUCAGACAGUUUCUGGUUUUUAUUCAAAUUUUGUAACUAUGUGACCGCAAAAGAAUAACUUUUAAUUUUUUUUUUCUCUGAAUUUUUUGACAAGGGAGUAUAAACAAAAAGUUUCUGACACGUUCCAAAUUUUCACCUUUUAGGUGAAUUGCGAGUUUCUAUGAAGCCAGAGCUAAUGGAAAGUUAUCGUUCUUCUCAUCGGUCUUGGUUGGCUCCACGGGAUGUUUAUAGGUAUUAGAUCGAUAUUUUUAGAUCGAUCAUUCAUAACACCUUUCUGGGUAGUUGGAACGCGAAUAAACCUCACAUGGCUUACAUGUAGAUCAACAGUAGGAAGCGCUUUGAGAUCUAGGGAUAUCUUUACCCCCCUUUAUUGGGGUCACCAAACGCUUUCACAAAGUGGUCCCUACAGUGGAUAUACUACUGAUUCUUUUUUUGUAAACUCUAUGAGAAAAAAACUAAAUAAACUGGCGUUAUUUGAAAUUUAAAAUACAAAUCAAAAAAAUUGAUCAAGAUGUCUUUUGUCAUUUUCAUGUCUGAACAAAAAAAUUAAACGACCCCAUAGGUACUACUUGAGCUUUAGGGGCCCAUGGUCAGACACUAAACCCCUAUAGGGACCACCUAAAUUUACUCCUAUAGAAUGCACUUUUUAGUCCCCUAAAAGGGUUUUUUUUUUCUCCCUAAUCCUCUAUAGUAACCACUCUGGCGUCGCUAAUUAUGUUUCAUGUCGAAAGCGAGUUGUUUGAAUCCAGUAUAUAUCUCAUUGUUGGAAAUUCACAUUAAAACAUCAAGGAACGGAGUUUUCCCAGAGAACGGACCGAAAAUAUCGAAGUCACCGUCACGACCUUUUACCUCGGCGUCAACAACGUCGGAGGACAGCCCCAACAUAUGUGGCGAUACGUUGUCAGGUCAGUUUUCCGGAAAAGGAAAUGAAGCUCCUUCCUGAUUUCAUUCGGACCAAAAGACCAAGUUCCGAGAAUGUCACCAGAAUUCCAAGCGCACAAGAUGUGCCCCACGGGAUUGUCCCAUUUUCUGUUUCAGAAGGCCUUUUUUGCUGUUUUAGUGAUCGGACGGAAGCUUGUUCUGCAAUUUCCAAAUGUGAAUCUUAGAACUUGAAUAUAGUCUGUUCACAUUUUUUGUUCACACGAGUUUCACAAAAAAAAAUUGAGUCCUGAGAAGAAAAUGUUGACUUUGCGCCUUAAAAAGCGUUCUUAUAGCUUGCGGAAGAAAAACUUGCUUUUUAAAUUUUUUUUUUCAUGAUAAGGUUGUUUUCUAUAAAUUAAUAAAGGAUGUUUUGGAAAUCGCAUCUGAAGCCAUCCAGAAUGAAGUUGAAUUUUCGAGUUUCCUUUCCAUCACGACAACUGUAGAGCCUUCGGUUGCCCUGCACAUCUAACUUUUGCCACGCUUUGAGAAUUAAUAAAAUUUGAAACCGCUUCGCAACCGCACGCGUCACUGGCCAAAGUCUGGCCCUUUCGUACUCAAGUUUUCACUCAAUAGAUACAAAAAAAACUACAUUUUGAAGUUUUAUAAAAAGUCUGCAGUGAUAAACUUCUCUGAACUUAUUCUUUUCAGAAUAGAAAACAUGACUCCUCAACAAGGAGUGAUUCUCCGGGAAAGAUGUCUGAAAAUCUACUCUCUGAACAACAUGAAUCAGAUGCAUGCUCAUGGAGUUAUUGGCAAGGUUGGAGCGUUAAUAUUCUUGAUUUCUAAAGAUAAUUUGUUCCUAAAAAUGAUGGGAACUUCUUUUUGAAUUUAUUUUUUAUAGUCUCAGAGGUUUUUUUAAAGCAACUACCCUGAUUUCCAGCAUAUUUUUACUGAAGGAAGGGGCAAAAAAGUAUAGGCGUAAUUUAUAAAAUCUGUUGGGGUCCCUUAGAAAAUCUUUUUUUUCUGAAAAAAAAGCUUUUGAGCUUUUUUGUUUUUUCGGACCCUACACAGAUAAGAAGUCAAUCUGGGAAAAAAAUCUUAAAAAAAUAAAGAAAAAUUUCUGAAAGAACUGAAACCUUUUCUGUCUUCCGAGCUUAUCAUGCGAACUCAGCAACCCGAGCUGAACGCCGAGUCGCCGGCCUUCCAGUUCAGCAGUACGAUCGAGCUCAAACAUUCCAAGGGCGGACACAUGUGGUGGGUCCUUUUCCGCUUCUUAUUUUUCCCUCAAUCAAGUUGUCCCUCAGAUCCGCGCUCUUUUGUUUCCUAGCUUCUCAGGUCUCCGAAAAAGUAGUUUUGAUAAAGUUGAGUACCUUAUUUUUCCUAUUUCCUCAACAAAUCAAAAAUAAUUCUAAGGACUUUUUGAGAACUCACACGUUCUGCGAGAUUUUCGAAAAGCCUUGGCUACGAAAAUUUCAUCUUUUUUCCUUUCCUUACUACUAUAAGUAUUAAACAACAUACGGAAUGUUCGGAACUAAGCUUCAUUAAGCUCCGCCCACUCUCUGGCUUACCGUAGGGAAAACACCGUAAAAAUCAACUUUUUCUCAGUGAAGCUAAUUAGUAAAAACAUCUCCCUAUAUGAACAUUUUUUUAAUUUGAAGAAGGUCCCAAAAAAAAAUUUCCUACCAGAAGAAAUGAAUGAAGUAGCCCUUAAUUUAUUGUAAAUCCAAUCUAACCUCUGAACUAUUCUUAUUUAUUUAUUAUUUGAUAAUUCAUCUGUACAUUUUUUUCAUAUACAUUACAUCAUAGACUUGUCAAAAUUAAUUACGAUAAUAUUGAAUCAGUAUUGAAAAAAUGGAAUUGAAUCUUUUUAGCUUCACUGACAAUUUCUCAGACAAAAACUUAAUCAUGGGAAAAAGUUUUAUGAGCAAAAUACUGUGAGAUUUUCUUGUGCUCAGUUUUUUAACUUUUCAACAAUUAUUGAAACAAUUCAUUCAAGGAUUCUUUCAUUUAGCAGGGAACGUGUUUUACCCCCCGGUUGAACUUUUGCUGAAACUUUGCUCAAGUGUACCCCUGAUUACAGAACAAAAAGAAAAUUUCUCGCAAUAGAUCUUGUUUCCGAGUUAUGGAGCCUCAAAGUGUGCAAAAUACGCAAAAUAGGCCAAAAAAGCGCUAUUUCGGGUAUUUGAAGCGUCCUAACUCGAAAACGAGAUCUAUUGCGAGAAAUUUUUUUUCUGUUCUGUAAUCAGGGGGUUCUAAAGUACACUUCAGCAAAGUUUCAGCAAAAGUUCAACCGGGGGGUAAAAAACGUUCCCUAGUUAGCUAAAAGCUGUAUCCUACAAUUUCCUGAAGACAGUCGCCUCUUUUCUGUAGGAUCAGUAGUAGCUUUACUAUUAGCGGAUAAUUCUUUCACUACUCGAGGCGAUUUUUUGCAGCAGGAGCUGUGCAAAUAAAGCCCUGCUUAAAAGGGACGCAUGAACAAUGACCGGAACUGAAAGCCCAAAGAUUUUCAUUGUUUUUGCGGGGUUUCAUUACUUUUUCUAACCCAGUCGCUUUCUUUUUUGCUGUUGUUUUUGGCAUUUUCUUUGUUUUCGGCUUUCUUUUCAGAAAAAAAGAGUGGUCAUUUUUACGAUUAGAGAUGUUUGAAUGGCCUUGGUGGACAGAGAAAAUUGAACUCUCCAUGUUGGGGUUCGAAUUUCAGCUUGUUCUUUUUUCAUGAGAAUCAUGUUUUCUGCAAUAAUUUAGUACGUUUCUAUUUUCAGCCUUUUUUCCUGAAGGAGAUCUUUUUUGCUUCUGAGAAUGAAUACAAUUUUCUUUGAGAAAACAAAAAUCAGUGUCCAAGGAUCUCAAGCUUACACAAAAGCUGCUUAUUCGAACCAGAGAAACAAUUUAGUUCUAUCGUAAAAUAGAUUUGAAACCGGCAAUAACUUCAAUUUUUUUUAAACUGAUCGUGUGAUUUUGAGUACUUCUACGUAAAUACUUCUUCUGGAUUUUUCAAAGCGAUUUGAUUUUAAUUUACCAAUCAUUAAAUUAACCGUUGAACGUUGAAAAAAAAACAUCUAUAAACCUUCCAUUUUUCAUAAUGAUCGCAAGUAUUUUAAAGAUUUCUAUAAUGUCUUCUUUCAAGGUAGCAAUGAAGGAACUAUGAUCCAGGUAGCUUAAUACAUUUCGAAGCGCUAAAAAAGGACAUUUGAAGUUAAUUCAACUGUAUAAGCUUUUAUGGCUGCUGCACGGGCUUUGAAUGAAACUUUAAUCCCUGUUGAUAAGCGGAUCUGAGUCUUUAGAUCUCCGGAAAUUAUCACUGAAACUUCAAAAUCAUUACAGGGGUCGCUUCAAAAUGGAGCGGGACAACGGCGUCAUGUUCGACGUCCAUAUUCCGACGGUGGUUCUGGAGUCGACCGACGAUGCUCCAGCGACGCCGCCAGUCCUAGAAAAAGCUUAG